Messenger RNA from Micropterus salmoides (largemouth bass), 4918 nucleotides. RefSeq names its product inter-alpha-trypsin inhibitor heavy chain 5 (gene itih5). Gene Ontology annotation, biological process: hyaluronan metabolic process. The transcript has 14 exons. Gene Ontology annotation, molecular function: serine-type endopeptidase inhibitor activity. Bases 1473 to 4442 code for a protein of 989 amino acids. The record is from RefSeq and is a predicted model, not a curated record. NCBI's taxonomy places the organism in Eukaryota, Metazoa, Chordata, Actinopteri, Centrarchiformes, Centrarchidae.
AUAAAAGUCAUAAUCUGACCAUCAUGGUGCACAUUUCGCCAAAUAUCAGAGAGAAGAACUUUUUCAUGGCAGCCAGUUUACAUGAGGAAGAUGUAAUGUUUGCAUGAUGCCCAAUUGCCCACAAGAUGGCACCAAAUUAAGCCUAACUGCUGAAGCCUUAUGUCUCCUAACAAUCUAAUGCUAAGUGGAUUUUUUUAAGUGUCUGAUUAAAAGCUUACUUUUUUAGGGAAGAAUUUGUAUAAUAAUAUAAUAAUUGUGUUUUUUUUACACUGUAACCAAAAAACAAUUGUAAAUGCAACGUGUGAAUAAAUAAAAAAAGUAAUACUGGGACUGGAACAAGAGGUAACAAAAUAUGAUAAAUAACACUGACUGAAUAUUUAGUCUUUAUGUGUUUCAGCGCCAUUUUGUUCUUCCAAUUAAAUUAAAUGAACAAACAAAAGUUUUUAAAAUGUACCUUUAGAAUGUAUUUACGUUCUAGUAGUAGUUUAUAUUUAUAUUAAUUUACAUUGUUGAUUAUAGAACAGAAAUCAUAUCUCAGGCAGCUGAAGGAAGUUCAUGAUUAAUGGCAGUGAUAUGCUGCCUUCAAAUGCUCCUUGUAAACUCCAGCUUUUGUGUUAUGCUCACAGAAUGCUGCAGAAGAGGAAUGAUCGAUCCACUGUUAAUAAAAUCAGAAAUGCAUUCUAACACUUCUUUUAUGAGCACAUACACGGCCUUCUAAAGAUCUAUAGACUUGUCCACCUUCAAUAUAUAUAGGCUAUUCAUAUUGCUUACCAUAAGUAAAGAUAGCCUACUCAUGGAUUUCCAGUGACUGUCUAUGUCAGUUUCAAAUCCAGAAGUUUACAAAACAAAUACUUGAAAAAUUAACUAUAUAAAGCUAAAGAUAUAGAAAGCAACAAAGUAAUUAUGACAAAUUGAAUUGAACGAAUUGAACUUCAGGUUGGGAAAAGUUAAUGCCAGCCAUAGUGGUGAUUAGGCCUUCAAGUAGCACAUGUGGGAUUUCUCACAUUGUGGCAAAAACUGACAAACUGUUAGGAAUAGCCUAUGAUAAUCAUGGUAGGAAAUAAACUGAUACCCCCUUCCAUGACUUUUUUGGGGGAAGUACAGCUGAAUGUCGUUAAAAGCCCCCAUAACGAACUUUAAGGAACUUUAAGCAGUUAACGAAGUCUAAGCAGCAUCUAAUCCUGCAAACAGCUCCUUCUUUUAAGGACGUAUUUUUUAGGGGGUUAACGCAUAAUUGGGAAAUUUCCGAUACCCCUUGAAGGCAGCAGAAGUCCAAAUUGCCACUCAUUCAGGAGUGGGACAGAAAACACUUCAUCAGUCUCCUCCAGCGGGUGGGCGUGUCCCUCUUGUCCACACCGUGUCGCUCCUCUGUCCGGUCACUCUGAUCCUGACAGAUAGAGACUCGGAGACGCUGCGUGCUGGAAAUAAUGUCCCAUUUAUCUUUUUGAGUUUUACUGGAAAAGGACUACAAGAUGCUGCUGUUGAUUUUACUGAUAUGUUUCAGCCCGAGCGUACUGGGGCAACUGGAGGAAUCCCAGUUUGGAGAUGAAACCGAUUCCGACCUCGCAGACUUUGAUUUAGACAUUGCGCCACGCAGGGUCCCACGGCAGGUGAAAACCAUACUAUCCAAGGAAACCAAACCUCACAUCCAGGAACUCUCCAUAAAGACCACCAUCAUCUCUCGCUAUGCCUUCACCGCGGUGUACUGCGCCAUGCUCAACCGGCACUCCGCCGCUACCGAGGGCGUCUUCCAGUUUCAGAUCCCAGCUGAUGCCUACGUCUCCAACUUCACCAUGAUCAUUGGAGGGCGUGUCUACCAGAGCGAGGUCAGGCUGAAGGAAAAGAGGGUCAAACAGGAGAACGGCAAAUCCAAGAACAAAAAGUCAGGUGAUGCAAGUCCUGAGCCGGAGGUGGAAGUGUUCAGGAUGGCGGCCAACAUCCCGGGUAGGAACCGGGCUGUCUUCCUGCUAACCUAUGAAGAGCUUCUGCAGCGGCGGCUGGGACGCUACGAACACGUGACCAGCCUGCGCCCGCUGCAGCUCGUCAGCCGCCUCAGCCUGGACGUCACCAUUGUCGACCACUCGCCCAUCAUGGACCUCCAAGUGCCGCCCCUCCGCAACGGCAGGAGCAGCAGCGGUGCUUCCAGCACUGCAGCUGGACCUAAUGCAACCAAGAUACCAGCCAACCCUGAGCCUCCCAUCACUACUGUGAUCAAAAACGAAAAGAACGUCUGCAAGAUCACCUUCAGCCCCAACAUCGUCCAACAGGCCAAGAUCACCACCAACGGCCUCCUGGGAGACUUUGUGAUUCGUUAUGAUGUGCAGAGAGACAUGGGGAUAGGAGACAUUCAGGUUUUAAAUGGCCAUUUUGUCCACUACUUUGCCCCCAAAGACCUGCCAGUUGUGCCCAAGAAUGUGGUGUUUGUCAUCGACACCAGUGCCUCCAUGCUGGGGACUAAGAUCAGACAGACUAAAGAUGCUCUGUUCACCAUACUGAGGGAUCUGCGACCUGCCGAUCGCUUUAAUUUCAUCAGCUUCUCCAAUAAGGUCAAAGUUUGGCAGCCGAAUCGUCUCGUACCAGUGACGCCCCUUAAUGUCAGAGACGCCAAGAAGUUUAUUUACACGCUGGCAACUACUGGAGGCACAAACAUCGACGGUGCAAUCCAGACUGGCUCCUCUCUGCUUCGUGAGUACCUCUCAAGCCCUGAUGCCAGCCUGAACAGCGUCUCCCUUAUUAUUUUCCUGACGGACGGACGGCCCACGAUCGGGGAGAUCCAGUCCCCUGCGAUCCUGGGGAACACACGCUCAGCCGUGCAGGAGAAGUUCUGCAUCUUCACAAUCGGUAUUGGGAACGACGUGGAUUACCGGCUGCUGGAGCGCAUGGCUCUGGAAAACUGUGGGAUGAUGAGACGUAUCCACGAAGACGCUGACGCCAGUGCCAUGCUCAAAGGGUUCUACGAUGAGAUAGGAACUCCUCUACUGUCUGACAUAAGGAUAAACUACACAGAGGACGCCGUCCAGUACGUCACUCAGCAUCUGUUCACAAACUACUUCAACGGCUCUGAGAUUGUCAUCGCCGGCAAGCUGACAAACCAAAGUGCAGAAUCACUCCACGUCCAGGUUACAGCCAGCAACAGCGACAAGAGCAUCAUCCUGGAGACCGACGUUCCACUGCUGCACCGACAGAUAGAGACUGAGAAACACGUGAAAGCAGCCACAGCAGCAUUGGCGACUGGGCUUAAGGCUCCAGCAUCAGGGGUCACACAAGCAUUAGGAGGUACUUUGGAUUCAAUGGCAGAAGAUUUUGUGGAACGUCUCUGGGGUUUCCUGAGCGUCAAGGAAGGGCUACGGUCGAGGCUGCGCAGCCAAACCAGCAAGGAGAGGGAAGACCACAUCCAGCAGGCCACCAAUCUGUCUCUGACCUACCACUUCCUCACUCCCCUCACCAACUUGGUGGUGGAGAAGCCUGAGGUCCUGGCUGACGGCACCAUGGCCCCGUUGCCCACCAUCACCCCAGCAGCUGGUGAGGCUGUCUUAAAUGCUAAUGAGCUGCCAGAUGACACAGAAGAUGGAAAGCCACAGAAACCCAGUGGGAAGCCAGGCAGCCAGACUUCAUCUCUGGGCAACAAGAUUGGUAAAGCUGAAAGGAGACCCGCCAAGAAAUCCAUCACCAUCUCCAAAACAUCAGCGGAUGGUGACCCCCACUUUGUGGUUGAGUUCCCGCUCAGUAAACUGACUGUGUGCUUCAACAUCAAUGGUGAGCCUGGACACGUCCUGCGCCUGGUUUCUGACCACAAGUACUCUGGUGUGACAGUGAACGGUAAGCUGAUUGGUGCCCCGGCUCCACCGGGCAGCCACAAACAGCAGCGCACCUAUUUCAGCGCCAUCACCAUCGUGGUGGAUCAUCCCAAACGUGCCUACAUCGAGGUAACACCAAAGAAAGUCAUCCUGGACGGGCAGGACAGACUGGUGCUACCCUGCCACUCCACAGUCACAGUGGACAGCGGUGCUCUGUCAGUGUCCAUUGUGGGAAGGUUUAAUGUGACUGUGACGGUCGGAGGAAACAUCAUCUUUGUGAUCCUGCUGCAUCACUACAAGAAUCCAGCCCCCUACCAGAGAGACCAUCUGGGGUUCUACAUUGGUCACAGCAAGGGGCUGUCACCCAACUGCCAUGGCCUGCUGGGUCAGUUCCUGUAUGAGGAAGUGGGACUGGCACAGCUUCCUGCAGAAGGAGACAUGAAACCCUCGUCCAUCCUGAAGGUGAAGGACCGCUCAGUGCCGGUGGUUCAGAAGAGCAGGAGGAUCUACAGCGGGACUCAGAGCGUGGACUGCUGGUUUGCCCGGAACAACGCAGCCAAGCUGAUAGAUGGACAGUAUGAGGACUAUUUGAUGUCACACAUGUUUGACACAGGGGACUGGCCACACGGGACUAACAGAGUGUGACACCAUGACCACAAACUGUAGCAUUUUUGCCAUUUAUUUGACUUAACUCUUUUUACUGUGUAUCACAUGCCAACAGAUCCCAAACAUUUCACCUGUCAGUUGUCUUUUCACCUCCAGUUUCUUUUGAAUAUAUUUUUUUACUUAAAUAAUAAUUAAUGUUUUUAUUAUGUGUAUUCUUUUUUUUUUUUACAGUAAUUUUGUAAUUCUAAAUUAAACAUUUAAACCCACAUUUAGAGGUUGUUUUCUGAGACAUAAAAACUCAUAUCCAUUGGCUUUUGCUCCCAUUUGCAAGUGCAUACAUGUGUUUUUCUUACACAUCAAAUUAUAUAUAUGUAUACAUACACACAAUUUUACACCUGAAAGUCCGCACCAAGGUCUGAACCAAAGUUAAUGUUUUGAUACAUUCGGUUAGUUUUGGUUUGGUUUCACACUGCAAUUCUGCGACCGCACUAAAGGACUUCACAUGACACACUUGC